UUGGUCCUUGGGAAGGGGUUGUUGGCGUGGGUACACUGGCUUGGGGAUUAGAGGCCUUGGGUCUGUCCUGGCGGCACCAUGUCGUUCUGCAGCUUCUUCGGGGGCGAGGUUUUCCAGAACCACUUUGAACCAGGUAUCUAUGUGUGUGCCAAGUGUGGCUAUGAGUUGUUCUCUAGCCGCUCGAAGUACGCACACUCGUCUCCAUGGCCAGCAUUCACGGAUACUAUCCACACUGACAGUGUGGCCAAAUGUCAGGAGCACAACCGACCUGGAGCCCUGAAGGUGUCUUGUGGCAGGUGUGGCAACAGGCUGGGCCAUGAGUUCCUGAACGAUGGCCCCAAGCAGGGACAAUCUCGAUUCUGAAUAUUCAGCAGCACGCUGAAGUUUAUCCCUAAAGACAAGGAAACUUCUGCCUCCCAGGGGCACUAGACGGGCAGCCCACACCCACCCCAGAUGGAUACGCACUGUGACUACAUCUUGGCCUUCACACCUUGACAGUGGAACCCUGGACACAUAGACGGCAUUCUGAACAAGUCUCCUUGGCAAAGCCCUUAUUUGCGAUAACCCAUAACCUUUUGCCAGGAUAGGCCCUGGGUGGGUGCAUGCUGCCAGUCGUCUUAGCCUUUGGCCCACAGUCUCCAGAAGGUGAGCUCUGGGCUCAGCUCACCUUUGAAUGAUGUUGUGCCGCUACCUCUGUUUUUUUCACUGUUUUAUUUUUUUGUUGUUGUUUGUUUUUUUUCUAGUACUGGGAAUCAAACUCACGACCUCACGCUUGCCAGGCAGGCGCUGUGCCGCUGAGCUAAAUCCCCAGCCCCUGUUUUUUUCACUUUGUUACCCUGUCCCUGGAUAUCUGGACCUCCCCUUGUGGGGCCCUGGUCCUCUCCAAAGCUUAUGUCCAUCUGGGGACUGCCCUGGCCAGCUACUUCAGCCCUGGUCACUACAUGAUCUGCUCUGACUAAACCCUUCUAGGCCAGUCAGAGUGGUGAUGAUCUGUGACCUGUCGGGGAGCAAGCCGAUGAGCCACACUCAGAACCAUUGUCCUCUAGCACAGGAAUCUGGAGAUGUUUCACAAUCUGCAGAUGUAGCUUGCUUCACUCAGGCUGGGGAAGCUGCUGUUGCACCAUUAUCUGAUGAACUCAGCAGGGACUAUGAAGUCAUUCUCUUUAGUUCACACUUGGCAGAGAUGUAUCUUCCCAAGAUUUGGCCACUGUGCCUUACUGUGUCCGUGUCCAGAAGCUCUUGUCAUCUAGGAGGGUGGAUGAUGUUGAAGCCCUCCCCAUCUUGAGUACUUUCUGGAGUAAUUAGGUGGAAAUCAAUAAACAGACAAAAGCUGG
Molecule: messenger RNA, 1334 nt
Organism: Chinchilla lanigera (long-tailed chinchilla)
Lineage: Eukaryota; Metazoa; Chordata; Mammalia; Rodentia; Chinchillidae
Gene: Msrb1
Product: methionine sulfoxide reductase B1
Exons: 4
Molecular function (GO): peptide-methionine (R)-S-oxide reductase activity
Source: RefSeq, a predicted model, not a curated record